UACUAGACAGGAAAACCUAGGACAGACGUGCAUUCGUCGAGUGUAUUAUUGUAGCUGACGCGGGACAGGGGGCGGUACAACCUGAGCAGUGCGGUGGUUGCUGCGACGAGAACACAGCGCACAGUCAUUGGCUGGCUGCAAACAUAGAUCUAACAUUCACACAACAGAGCCCAACUCGCACACGGAAGACUAAUCGCCCGUUGAACAUGGCGGUUGAUCUUCAAAAUGCACAAUCUACCCUCGGGUCAUUCAAGAUCCACGAGAAAUCAGGUAUUGGGGAACCUUAUAGCAUUGAAAAUGGGGGUCUGUAUCCUAAAUUCACUAGGAGUGAACACAAAGACGGGGACGACUCCGGCGCCAGCUCGAGUAACUCCGACAACAACGUCGACAGUGCGGUAUCUACAGGAUCUGAUAGUUCAUCUGACAACAACGUCGACAGUGGGGUAUCUACAGGAUCUGAUAGUUCAUCAGACAGUAAAGAUUCUAGUGACAGUACCACACCUCUGUUGGACAAUGGUCAUACUCAGGAACCACCCACGGAUGAAACUGUGAAUUCAUGUAGGGUGGUCGAGAAUAGGGAUCUAGAUCUACCCAUUUUCCCCGAGGACACUUACCCCCUUAAUGGUGUUAUUGUAGACGGACGUGGACCUACUACUCCCAACAAGGUACCCAUACAUGUUGAGGUACAGAAUGGUGCGGCAAAGGUUUACAUGCACGAGAGCGAAGAAGUUGGACUUAACGAGGACCACUGCGAAAAACCCUCACUGAAAAAUGAUUCUUUUUGGAAAAAAAUUGUCAUCAUAUUUUCCACAUUGGACAUCUUACUUUUUAUUACAAUAUUAGUCGUAAGUUGCGGCAUUCCAACCCGGAGUCCAGCGUCAGUCUCCCGAGGGGACAACUGCCUGGAGUGUAAGGAUGUGUAUCUUACUGAAGAUGACAGACAUGAUAACAUUUACAACUUCCAUAUGGACGACGGGGGAAACUUGUGCUGCUCCGAGAACCAGACGUUUCUCAUCCAGAAGUACUUCCUGAAGCGAUACAAGCAGGACCUUGCAGUUGCAUCUGCAGCGAGAUACAAAGAGAUGCCCAAGAGAACCGCUGUUCAUGUCGACCUUGACAUUCAAGACAAGAACUCUACAUCAGAGGGUGUAAAUCAGGUCCUGAAGUGGAGGGAAAAGGACGCCUUGAUGAACGGGCUGACGCUCAUCCCGACCGGCAGGCGCAUACAGUGUACACGUGCAGGCUUGUACUAUAUCAACUCUAAAGUCGUGUUCAAGGACACGGAGGCGAGCGCGGCGACGAAGCACCAUGUGUUGUUGCUGCAGGUGUAUCGAUCGCGGGAGGGGCAGGACAUGCUGCUGCUGGAGAACAAGUCGUCCCGGUGUGGUGACGCUGACAGAGACUGUAACGUUCCGAGCAGCGUCCAGGGCGUGUUCCAGCUCCAGGAGGGAGACCAGGUGUUUGUGAGUGUGACGAAGCCUUGUGGACUCGUGCUGGAAGACAGAUACAACUACUUGGAGAUGUACCUGGUGUAAUGUGCACCACUGUGUUGGUUAUAUUGGCUGUUCUUCUUUGUUUAAAUAAACAUUUAAAUCAGUUA
Haliotis rubra (blacklip abalone) is the source of this 1600-nucleotide messenger RNA. RefSeq lists its product as uncharacterized. The coding region runs from base 207 to 1535 and encodes 442 amino acids. The record is from RefSeq and is a predicted model, not a curated record. NCBI's taxonomy places the organism in Eukaryota, Metazoa, Mollusca, Gastropoda, Lepetellida, Haliotidae. Gene Ontology annotation, molecular function: tumor necrosis factor receptor binding. The transcript has 4 exons. Gene Ontology annotation, biological process: immune response. Gene Ontology annotation, cellular component: membrane.